AUGCCAAUUUUUGAUCCAAAAGAUUCUGAAGAUGGACAGAUUGCUUCUGACAUAGCUUUAUGUUCUAGUGAGGGACGAUCAGAAUUGGAUCAAAUUGUGGUUUUGACUAGCAAAGGACGAAUUUUAUGUUUUGAUGUGAAGCUUCCUUUCCCUCCUGUUAUUGGCGAUGAGAGAAACGAAAAGAUUUUCUUUGAGAUUUCAAAUGCGCUCAAAGCAGCUUCAUCUAAAUCUCCUAUUGGCGAGUUUCAACUUCAAAAUGAACUCACGGAAGCUUCUUCCUCUUCUUUGGAUGGCAUGCUUGCUGCUGAUGAUAAAACUUUUUCAUCUUUUGAUUCACUUGAUAAUUUGUGGUCGUUAACAAGACUGCAUGGGGCAGCUUCUUUGCCUUCUGCUUUUCAAUGUUCUACUGCUUCAACAUUUAUGGAAACUUCUAGUUGGAACACCCUACUAGCAAAUGAAGUUCAAGUCCAUGCUCCUUCAAACUGGAUUGAUACAACAAUUGCUCGCCAACGGCGUUCCAGACGUCCAACAACAGCAACCUCCACUUUUACUUGUUCGUCAACAUCUUUAAUGUCUGACGAUAAAAGAGGAGGUGGAGGGGAACAACAAACAACAACAACAAAAUUGCAAAAUACAAGAACUGUUUGGACAUUUUCUCGUAUAGAAGAAACUACAUUUCCUAUAGCUGCUUCUAAUAUUUUGGAUCAAAAUUUGGUUUUUGAAUUUUCUAUGCCGCCAAUAAUGCCUGUUAGCCAUAUAGAAAUUUCUUUGGGAUCUACCAAUUAUUCUUCUCCAUCUUCUCAAUCACAAAUUGGAGGAUUUUUAAGUAUUUGGCUUUUAGACAGUGAUGCAAUCAAAAGAUUAUUUGCCAAGAUUAGCAGCAGUUCGGGCAGUUUUUCUGCUUCACAUAACAAACAAAUGCUUCUUUCUUUGUUGGGAGAAAAUCCUGAGAAUUUUGUUGAGGAAAAUGCAAAAUGUAUUUAUGGUCCUAUAUCAAUCGACGAAUUGUCUUGUAAUUUAAAUAGACACUCAAAUGUUGUUCGUCUCCGUAUUAGUACUAGUGCACUUUUAUUGGGCGCUGCAGACUUGUUUAAUUGUGACAAAACACAAAAGGGUUGGAGCAAUCAGCCUCUCCACUUCUUCAUUCAUUACAAACCCCCAGAAAGUGUUGUCAACGAAGGUUUAAACAUUUACAAAACGUCAACAGGCAAAAGUCUUUUCCUUCGACAACAACAACAAACAAAGCUUUUGGAACGUUUUGGAAUAUUCAGAGGUGGAGGAGGAGGUGGGGGAACUUGUAGCGGUGGUAAUGAUUCAACAACAAUAAUUACCCCAGCAUUAGUUGGUUCCCCUUUAAAACGAUCUCAUCCUGGAGGAGGCGGGGGAGGAGGAAGCGAUUCUUCUUCGAAUCAAAAUAGCGGUGGAGGAGGCAACAAUACAAAAUCUUCUCCACCUUUUUAUUAUCCAGCUUCUUCAGUUAAAUCAACAAAUUUGGGGUCUACUCAAGUUCCUACUUUGUUUUCGCUUCGAAUUCAUUUUUGUAGUAUUCAUGGAUUAAAAUCGGAAAAUUAAUUUUUAAACGAAAAAUGCUCAUUUUUCUGGAGCAAUUUAAAUUAGCUUUUUUUCUUUUUUAUUUUAAAUUGUUUUUUUAUUUAUUUAUAUAUUUACUUCUCUCUGGAAUAGGAAUCCGAUUUUUAAUUUUUAGAAACGAAGAAAGAGAAGUAAAUAUUUAUUUAGGUUUUUCUUUGUCUUUGUUGCUGUUUUCGACCUCUUUAUUUUGUAAAAUUCGAAAGAAGAAAACUUUUAUUUUGGAAGGAGGAAGGGAAAGUCCAAGGGUUUUAGGGUAGGAAGUCAAAGGGUUUUUAGACCUUGGACCUUCUUUUUAGAUCAGGAGGGUCCAAAUGCUCUAAAAAGGUUUACUCUAGU
This is a messenger RNA of Meloidogyne enterolobii, 1926 nucleotides long. The record is from the annotation of a GenBank genome assembly. Lineage: Eukaryota; Metazoa; Nematoda; Chromadorea; Rhabditida; Meloidogynidae.